AACAAUUCCAAGUGCCAAGAGUGCUUUUUAUAUUUGUGUUUUCAUAUUGUUCCGAUAUAUAAAUUAAGAAAAAUGUUGCGUUUAAUAAAGUCCAUAAAUGUUGUUCAGAAUACGAAUAAGAUUUUGGCCAGUAGCUUACAACAACAACGUACAGCCAAUUACUCUGCUAUGCCAGAACCGCAAACAACGCCUGAUAUAUUGUAUACUGGUCUUUUUAUUAAUAAUGAAUGGCACAAAAGCGUAACUGGUAAAACGUUCCCCAGCAUAAAUCCUACGACUGAGAAGGCUAUUGCUGAAGUGCAACGUGCUGGAAAAGAAGACGUAGAUUUGGCCGUUCAAGCUGCUAGAGAUGCAUUUCGACUCGGUUCUCGUUGGCGUCGCAUGGAUGCCUCGGACCGCGGUAAUUUAAUCAAUCGUUUGGCUGAUCUUAUAGAACGUGAUCGUGUUUACUUGGCUAGUCUGGAAACUUUGGAUAAUGGGAAACCGUAUUCUAUGUCAUAUAACGUUGAUCUCCCAAUGUCCAUAAAGAACUUACGCUAUUUUGCUGGCUGGGCUGAUAAAAAUCACGGCAAAACCAUACCAAUGGAUGGUGAUUUUUUUGCCUAUACACGUCAUGAGCCGGUGGGCGUAUGUGCUCAAAUUAUACCUUGGAAUUUCCCCAUAUUAAUGAUGGCUUGGAAAUUGGGUCCGGCUUUGGCGACUGGUAAUACGGUUGUCUUAAAACCGGCCGAACAGACCUCUUUAACCGCCCUGUACAUUGCUCAGUUGAUUAAGGAGGCGGGUUUUCCAGAGGGCGUUGUAAAUGUCUUGUCUGGUUACGGCGAUGCCGGCGCUGCUUUGGCUAACCACUAUAAUGUAGAUAAAGUGGCUUUUACUGGUUCCACGGAAGUCGGUAAAUUAAUACAACAAGCCUCAGGUAAUACAAACUUGAAACGUGUAACUCUGGAAUUGGGUGGCAAGAGCCCAAAUAUCGUUUUGGCCGAUACGGAUAUGGAUUAUGCUGUGGAGACAUCGCAUUUCGGUUUAUUUUUCAAUAUGGGUCAAUGUUGUUGUGCCGGUUCACGUACUUUUGUGGAAGAGAAAAUUUAUGACGAAUUUGUUGAGCGUAGUGCCGAAAGAGCACGAAAACGUCGUUUUGGUAAUCCCUUCGAUUUAAAUGUUGAACAGGGUCCCCAAGUGGAUGAGGAGCAAUUACAAAAAAUUCUGCAAUUAAUUGAUAGCGGUAAACAGCAAGGUGCUAAACUGAUUGCAGGCGGUGCACGUCCGAAUGAAUUACCCGGCUAUUUUGUACAGCCAACUGUUUUCGCUGAUGUUCAAGACGAUAUGAGAAUUGCCCGUGAGGAAAUCUUUGGUCCUGUCCAACAAAUAAUACGUUUCAAAAAACUGGAUGAAGUUAUAGAAAGAGCGAACAAUUCUGAUUAUGGCUUAGCUGCGGCCGUUUUCACCAAAGAUAUCGACAAAGCGAAUUAUAUUGUUCAGGGUCUUCGCGCCGGUACAGUAUGGGUUAAUACAUAUAAUAGCUUGGCUUCGCAGGUACCAUUUGGCGGCUUCAAAAUGUCGGGUCAUGGCCGCGAAAAUGGUGAAUAUGCUUUGCGUAAUUACACCGAAGUGAAAAGUGUUAUCGUUAAGCUUGCUCAGAAAAAUUCUUAAGCUACGUUGUUGUUGUUUAGUUUUACUUUUUUAUAUAUUAUACUUUCACAAUUUACCAAUUUACGGCAUUAAUUUCCGUUUAAUGAAUAAAUUUGAUAUCUUUAUAAACUAA
Molecule: messenger RNA, 1762 nt
Organism: Glossina fuscipes
Lineage: Eukaryota; Metazoa; Arthropoda; Insecta; Diptera; Glossinidae
Product: aldehyde dehydrogenase, mitochondrial-like
Exons: 4
Coding region: 73-1650 (525 amino acids)
Molecular function (GO): aldehyde dehydrogenase (NAD+) activity
Source: RefSeq, a predicted model, not a curated record